Molecule: messenger RNA, 1339 nt
Organism: Anopheles cruzii
Lineage: Eukaryota; Metazoa; Arthropoda; Insecta; Diptera; Culicidae
Product: inositol monophosphatase 1-like
Exons: 4
Coding region: 55-879 (274 amino acids)
Biological process (GO): signal transduction; phosphatidylinositol phosphate biosynthetic process; inositol metabolic process
Molecular function (GO): inositol monophosphate 1-phosphatase activity
Source: RefSeq, a predicted model, not a curated record
UGUCGGCUAAGCUGAGCUUGCUCACCACGCUCCCGUUUGACAGUACAUUCCAUCAUGAGUCUCAAUUUGGACGAGUGCUACGAACAUGUGCUGGGACUGGUGGAGAGCGCCGGAAGUUUGAUUGCGUCGCGGAAUUCCGAUCGAAAACGGGUGUUGGAAAAGUCCAGCAACAUCGACUUGCUGACCGAAACCGACCAGCAGGUGGAACGACUGCUGAUGGACGGCAUUUCCGCCAGAUACCCUGACCACAGGUUUAUCGGUGAAGAAGAAACGAGCGAAGGCAAGAAAGCCGAACUGACCGACGCCCCUACCUGGAUUAUCGAUCCCGUCGAUGGGACGAUGAACUUUGUGCACAGCUUUCCACAUUCCUGCAUUUCGAUCGCCCUGCUGGUGGCGCGAACAACGGAAAUCGCCAUCAUUUUCAAUCCCAUUCUCGGCCAAAAGUUUACGGCACGGCGCGGUAAGGGUGCGUUCCUGAACGGCAAACCGAUCCACGUGUCGGGGGAAACGAGAUUCGCGUACGCCCUUGCCACCACCGAGUUUGGCACCAGCCGCGAUGAGGAGAAAACGGCCGUCGUACUCGAGAACAUUGGGAAACUCAUUCGCCAGAUCCAUGGAAUGCGAAGUCUCGGUUCAGCUGCACUCAAUAUGGCCAUGGUGGCACUCGGUGGGGCAGAUUUCAACUACGAGUUCGGCAUCCACGCCUGGGACAUUGCCGCUGGGGAUUUGCUCGUGCGUGAGGCCGGUGGCGUCUGUCUGGAUCCGGCCGGCGGUCCGUUGGAUUUAAUGUCCCGUCGGGUACUGUGCGCCAGUACGCAAGAGCUCGCCGAUCAAGUGGGCGCCGCACUGACGCAGUACUAUCCCGAGCCGAGGGAUUAAGGCUAGUGUCUGCGGUCCCAAACGAAAGUUACCCUUGUGUACUUACCUCAGGAGACGAAGGUAUGCCAAGCAUCGUUAUAUUUUUAGCAACCGAACCCCAUGUUCUGUGUAUUUAGUAGUUUGUGCAAUAAAUUAAAUCCCAGGGCUAGACGAUUGGUUAUUUCUAAAAACAUUUGCUUUUAUUCGAACUCGAACGAAGCAUUCCGGUCGGUCCGGCAAGUUACAGUUUGAAUGGCCGAAUUAUCGAUUCACAUUACAACCCAAGAAUGGCAAAAUACACGGUUCCUUGAUUCCUUCCUUCCUGUCGCUUAAACAAUCGUCAAAUCGAACGCUUUACGAAGCAGCAAAAAAGCGGUGCAAACGAACUGGCUCACCCGAACAAAACGGAAGAUGGCGCAAAGUCUCUGUCUGCUCGCCGUCGCUUUUGGACUGAUUUCCCACCGGAAUCGCUUAUCGAUCG